Trichobilharzia regenti is the source of this 2662-nucleotide messenger RNA. NCBI's taxonomy places the organism in Eukaryota, Metazoa, Platyhelminthes, Trematoda, Strigeidida, Schistosomatidae. The record is from the annotation of a GenBank genome assembly.
UGAUUGCCUGGUCAAGGUCGCUUGGUGACCUCUGCUGUUUACUAAUCAAAAUACCAAACAAGCUGCAAAUUCGUUUACCUCUAACUCGGUGAUGCUAACAAAGCGAUGGAGCAUACUCUCACAAUAAAACAAAAUUAAUUCGGAAAAUGACAUUAUUAAAAGUAGAUUUAUAGUGCACGCAAGCGUCUCAUCCAAUCACAGCUCAGCUCCAUACACAUCAAGGACAUUGACGUCGUCUACCGAAACAUUAGAAGCGGCUUUUAAGGGCAUAAAAGGAUCUCAGGAAUUUCACUUCUACAUGAAGUGAAUGUAAAAGGAUUCCAUACGUCAUGAAUGAUUCAAUCUGUUCUAAUUAUAGCGAUAAACGAAGGCGGCUUGUACAUUGGGGUCCAAUAUGUACUCUCUGGAUCAUAUUUUUCAUCACUUUCAGUAGCUUGUGGAGUGUUCUGCAAGUAUUACCUCCAUUUUCCUCAAAAUUUGGCCUGAUAUUAUCUAUCUGUAUUUGUUCGUGUUUUUAUGUGACUUUAAAGUCUUAUUUUUGUGCAGUAUUCGUUGGUCCAGGGUUUGUUCCUUUUCAGUGGAAGCCAUCUGACCGUACAUUUGAAGAAAAACUUCAGUUUUGCAAUGUGUGUAAGGGCUUUAAACCUCCUCGAGCACAUCACUGUCGAUCUUGUGACCGGUGUGUUAUGAAAAUGGAUCAUCAUUGUCCUUGGAUAAAUACAUGUUGUGGUCAUCUUAACCACGGAUACUUUCUAAUAUUUUUGUUAUCUGCCCCAUUUGGAUGUAUUGCUUCUGGUGUGGCUUUAUCAGUUUCCAUUUACAGAAAUCCAGCAUUUUUCCCCAAUGUACUUUUACGGAGACCGACAUCAAAUAUUUUCUUCUUCAUAGCUGAUCUAUUUAUCACAUUGUUUGCAUUGGGUUUGGCUAUUGGAGUGACGCUGUCCGUUGGAAUUUUAGCGAUUCUUCAGUUGAAAGCCGUUUCACGUAAUCAGACAGGAAUAGAGUCAUGGAUCGUGGCUAAGGCAAAAGUUUGGAGGAAUGAUUUAGGAGAAGAGCAACCGUUCCGUUACCCGUAUGAUCUCGGAAUUUUUGAAAAUUUUCAACAGGUGUUUUCACGUUCUGACAGUUCUAUGAAUGAUGGAUACUACUGGCCUGUUUUAGAAGGAUGCACUCAAUUUGAUUUGACGAUGGAGCAAAUUUACCAGAAGAAACUAAAGCAACAAGUUCGGCGCAUCUUCACAAUUACUAAGGCAUAUGAUGGAAGUUGGUGUAUGUGCUUUCGUUAUGGUUGCUUGACUGUAAUUCGUUCUCCAUAUUUCGAAGAGCGAAGAAUAUCAGUCAGUGUAGGCGAUACCCUGCUAGUGACAAGGAAAACAAAAUACUGGAUAUAUGGACAGUUGGUUCAAUCUGAAAUUCCUAUUCAACAUUGUGUGGGUAAAUAUCCAGCAUCUUUUCAAAUUUUGUUUGUAUUUCCUUACCCAUUUUAUCUUCAUUUGUUUUAGAAAAAAAAUUAAAAACUGACAUAUUUUCUACUCAUGUAAAAUUAUCUCAACGAACACUUAUUACUUGAUGUAGAUUUUUUGGAGUUUUUUUAUUAAUUGAAAGGUAUAUUUCCUCACGAACCACAGUCUCUCUUUGUAGUCAGAAGGUCCUGGGUUCGAACCCCGAUGGGCGUAUGCGGAUGAAGAGUGCCAAACUAGGACGAAACAACUUUCUAGUACUCCAAGGAUUUCCAAUGGCUCUCUAACCGUUGUCAGCUCACGAUGAAAUCCUAAAAUAAAGUGAUUAUUAUUAUUAUUAUUAUUAUUAUUAUUAUUAUUAUUAUAAAUAUUUGUCGGAUAAUCAGAGAAGAACAAAAAGGACUGGACGAGUGCUUCUUCUUAGUUCCAGACCAUUCAGGAAUGCGCAACCGUCAACCUACAAGGGAUUGAACUCAACACCAGGUUAACAGGCGAGGCAACUGACCAUUUACCCAUUGGGUUGGCAGUCAAGCACCUUGACUACUGCUGAAUCUAUAACAGGUGUUUGUUUGUGAUGUAAUCUAAACUAAAAAUGAUGAGAAUCCGUAGGGACCGAAGAUCUGAUCCCUAAUAUCCAGCUGUUCAGUGGAUGUAGGGCAGAUGUUCUUAAGUUGUAGUAGGAUGUUUUGGCCGGCGGUGUUCUCCAUAUCAGGUUGAAGGGAAUGAAAAUCCGUGGUACUUGUUGUCAAUGGAGUUGUAUCGUCAAUUGACAGAAGUUAGGACUUGCACGUGAUUGAAUUCUUAUAUAUAUAUAUAUAUAAAUAUAUAUAUAUAUUAUGCAAAUUCGUUGGCUAAUGAAACCCAUUAUUGUUGGGAAGUGAUGUAUUUCAUCGCUAUAAGAUAGUUCAACAGUGUUAUGUGGUACAUCAGUCAUUUUGACUUUAUAUCCAGGGUUUCGUGACUGUAGUUAGAGUGAUUAUGUUAAAUACCGGUAUUCUUGAUCUACUGUCGGAUAAUCUCAGUUCUUGUAGAUUUUUCCAGAAUGUUGUUCUUGAGUUUAUAUAUUUGGCUGAAGACCCAGGUAUCAGGCUUAACCUACUUUACGCCAAUUGCUUCUAAGUUGUUCACCUGCUGAGAAUUUAUUUAUCUGAAGUGCUUUCCCGUUAUUUUUUUUUUCUAGGAAGUCCAUUGAAAAUUCGUGG